Molecule: messenger RNA, 1560 nt
Organism: Cotesia congregata
Lineage: Eukaryota; Metazoa; Arthropoda; Insecta; Hymenoptera; Braconidae
Source: the annotation of a GenBank genome assembly
AUGGCAACGAUGGCUGGCGGCGAAUAUACUUCUGUUAAGGAUUUUUAUAUGGGGAGAUCUAUUUUCAUCACCGGGGGCACUGGUUUCAUGGGAAAAGUACUCGUCGAGAAAUUACUGAGGUCAUGCUCUGGGAUUAAGAAUAUUUAUUUACUUAUGCGACCUAAGAAGGGGCAGAGUGUGCAAGAAAGGCUACAGGAGCUUCUUAAUGCACCACUAUUCGAUAAACUGCGCCGUGAUAGUCCACAUGAACUGACGAAAAUAGUACCGAUAGGUGGUGACGUAACUGAACCAGAACUUGGAAUAUCAGCAGCUGAUCGUGAAACAUUAACAAGAAAUGUAUCGAUUGUAUUUCAUUCAGCGGCGACUGUUAAAUUUGAUGAAGCACUUAAUCUAUCGGUUAUGAUCAAUAUGUUGGGCAGUCAACAACUGGUACAUCUAUGCCAUCGAAUGGAUAAUUUGGAGGCGCUUAUUCACGUGUCAACGGCUUACUGCAAUUGUGACCGUAAAGAAGUCGAUGAAGUUAUUUAUCCACCGCCUCAAGAUCCCGAGCAAGUUAUCAACUGCACCAAGUAUAUAAAUGACAAACUAGUCGAAGAAUUAACGCCUAAGUUAAUUGAAGGUCGACCAAAUACCUACACAUUCACCAAAGCGCUUGCAGAGACUAUGUUACAAGAUCGUUGUAGUGGAUUGCCGGUUGCUAUUGUCAGACCCUCAAUAGUCUUGUCAUCGUUACGAGAACCGAUGGCUGGAUGGGUUGACAAUUUAAAUGGUCCCACUGGGAUAAUUGCCGCUGCUGGCAAGGGAUUCUUUAGAACGAUGUUGUGUCACGAAGAAAAGGUAGCAGACUUUGUACCGGUAGACAUAGUGAUAAAUUUGAUGAUAUGCGCGGCCUGGAAAACUGCAGCAGCACACCGUACAGAUCCAGACACAAUAACAGUGUACAAUUGUUGUACCGGGCAACAAAAUCCAAUAACAUGGAAAGAAUUUAUUGAUUUGUCAUUUAAAUAUAGUAGAAUACACCCAGCAAGAGAUGCAGUGUGGUAUCCGGGUGGUAGUUGCCAAAAGUACUCAUAUUUGAACAAAAUAUUCAUAACAUUUCAGCACAUAUUACCCGCACAUUUUCUCGAUCUCAUAGCUCGAUUGAGAGGUACUAAACCAAUAAUGUUACGUGUACAGGCUAAGUUAACAAAAGCCGCGACUUGCCUCGAAUAUUUUACAACACAACAGUGGAAUUUUAAGGACGACAAUGUACGGAGACUCAAUCAGCAGCUGAGUCCUGAGGACCGUAACACUUUUAUGUUCGACGUUAGGCAAAUCGACUGGCCUUCCUAUUUGGAGAAUUAUAUUAUCGGUAUACGACAGUUUAUACUCAAAGAGAGUCCGGAGACACUGCCAGCUGCGCGUUCACAUAUUAUGAGAUUAUAUUGGCUUCAAAAAGUGAUACAAAUUGGCACAGUAGCACUUGUAUUACGUCUUCUUCUGUCCCGUAGCUCAAUCGCAAGAUCCGCGUGGUUUAUGCUUCUAUCCAUAGUACUCCGUAUGUGCCGUAUGAUUGUUUGA